Bacidia gigantensis is the source of this 306-nucleotide messenger RNA. RefSeq lists its product as uncharacterized. The transcript is spliced from 2 exons. The record is from RefSeq and is a predicted model, not a curated record. NCBI's taxonomy places the organism in Eukaryota, Fungi, Ascomycota, Lecanoromycetes, Lecanorales, Ramalinaceae. Bases 1 to 306 code for a protein of 101 amino acids.
AUGCCAACACCUGAAUCCCCAAUGUUCCUUUCUCAAAAGCCUAAAGUACCUCCCACUUUCGACGGCGUAGAUUACGAUGACACACCGUCUCUCAAAGCUGCACAGGACGCAAUCAUACGCGAGCAAUGGGUGAAGGCAAUGAUGGCGAGGCUUAUAAGGGACGAGCUGGGGAAGUGCUACUACCGCGAAGGGGUCAACCAUCUGGAGAAAUAUACGAAGAUACGUGGAUAUCUGUUUGAGCAGCAGAACUAUAUCCCGAAAGACGAGCCCAUUCUGAGUGCACCUACGCCGCAGCAGAAGAAGUGA